Messenger RNA from Prunus armeniaca (apricot), 1362 nucleotides. The record is from the annotation of a GenBank genome assembly. NCBI's taxonomy places the organism in Eukaryota, Viridiplantae, Streptophyta, Magnoliopsida, Rosales, Rosaceae.
AUGGACUCUCCGCCAGCAAAGAGCUGGAGCAUCCACAGCCGGCCCGAAAUCAUCGCAAAGUAUAAGAUCCUCGAGCGGGUCGGAUCCGGAGCCUACUCGGAUGUGUACAGAGCCAUUCGACUCUCCGACAAACUCACCGUCGCGCUCAAGGAGGUCCACGACUACCAGUCGGGGUUUCGAGAAAUCGAGGCCCUCCAGGCCCUCCACAGCUGUCCCAACGUCGUCGUUUUGCACGAGUACUUUUGGCGCGAGGACGAGGACGCUGUGCUCGUGUUAGAGUUUUUGACUACUGACUUGGCCACUGUGAUCAGAAGCGCUAAGAAGAGAGAGGGUGGGAUUGGGCGCGGGGAGGUCAAGAGGUGGAUGCUGCAAAUCCUAUCUGGAGUUGACGCGUGUCAUCGGAAUAUGGUGGUCCACCGCGAUUUGAAGCCCAGUAAUUUGUUGAUUGGUGAUAAUGGUGUGCUUAAGUUGGCUGAUUUUGGUCAGGCAAGGAUACUCCUAGAGCCUGGAUAUGUUGCUGAUGAUGAAAACCCUGAACCAUAUGCACAAAGCACUCCCAGCCAAUGUCAAGCAGGGUACAGAGUUCAAGAACAUGGAACUAUGAGCAAAGAAGAAUAUUUUCGAGUGUUAGAUGAGGUGAAGGCGAAAGAACUUGAUAAAGAAACAAGCGUUCCUGAUGGAGAUACAUCUUGUCUAGCAACAUGUACAACGAGUGACAUAGAGGAUGAUAUUUUGAAGGGUUCUUAUUCAUACGAGGCAGAGGAGGGUGGAGAUGAUAGAAAUGGUGCUCUGACGUCCUGUGUUGGAACUCGAUGGUUCCGAGCCCCUGAACUACUCUAUGGAUCCACAGAUUAUGGUUUAGAGAUAGAUCUAUGGUCAUUAGGCUGCAUUUUUGCAGAGCUUUUGACGCUGGAGCCACUUUUUCCUGGAACUGCUGAUAUUGAUCAGCUCAGCAGGAUCAUCAGUGUCCUGGGAAACUUAACUGAGGAGGUGUGGCCUGGUUGUGUUAAACUUCCUGAUUACAGGAUAAUAUCAUUUAAUAAAGUAGAAAAUCCAGUUGGUAUAGAGGCCUGCCUGCAAAACCGUUCCCCGAAUGAAAUCUCCCUGGUGAAGAAACUUAUUUGUUAUGACCCAGCUCGGAGAGCUACGACCAUGGAACUGCUCCAAGACAAGUAUUUCAAUGAAGGGCCUCUUCCAGUUCCUCUAUCUGAGCUGCACGUCCCUCCCACCAAAGAUAUGAGUUCAGACUCUCCCGGUGGCUGGCAAGAAUACGAAGAUAUGGGUACAGACUCUGAUUUUGACGACUUUGCCCGGGUGAAUACGACUGCCACUUCAACUGGUUCAUACAUUCAGUUUUCCUGA